AUGAAUCCUUCACGAAGCAUAUCAAAUAAUCGCAGUAAAUUCCCAACACAUACAGCAAAUUGGAAAUACGUCGAUGAUGUAAAGGCACCUUUGGCAAGUAACGAAGCAGAUGAGCACAAAGAUGAGCCUGAAGUUAAUGGUGGUCAAGUGCUUGACCAACCAUUAUCAGCAUCGUUAUCAGCACCAUCACCAAAACAAAAGCAAUACGAACUGAAUGGGAAUCAGAAGCAGAAUCAGUUUCAAGUGGAGGAAAAUGGGAAACAAGAAGCACUUCAGAUGGAAGGAAACACCAAAAAGCAAUUUCAAGUCGAGGAAAAAAUAAAUGGAGUAAUGAAGAGUACUGCAAAUUAUGCAAAUAGCACUACCGUAACGACAAACAAACAUCCUGGCUCAUUAGAAAUAUUCGACUGCUUGAAAAUUUUUAAAUUUUUAGGAGUAGUAUACCUGGAAUUUAACGAUGAAGUUAAACGUGCACUUUUACCACCCGCCGUGAAUAGCAUCGAUACGGUACGUGCGUUAUUCAUGCGAUCAUUCCCCCAGCUUACGUCACAAUACCUCAGCUCACCACACGUAAAAAUUUACAUACAGGAAUUCUCGAAAGGACAACUUUUUUACGAACUGGAUGAUUUGAGAGAUAUAAAGGAUCAAGCAGUUUUAAAACUACGAGAACAGUCGGGAGGAUUUCAGCCAUCACAACCGAUCCGAUUCACUGAUCACCCACCCAUUGAUUAUUUAAGUGAAUCAGAAGUCGAUAUGAUAGAUUAUCGAAAUCGAUUAUCAUCACAACGUUAUAGACCUUCCAGUGCUUUAGACGGUCGUUUGCUUUCUACUACUGGUACAAUGAAAUCAGCGAGGGUAGUUGUAUCAAAAUAUUCCGAAUUCAGAUCACCGUUAUCAUCUCGUUUCGAUCCAUAUUACGAUCCUUAUGCCAGUGAUGCAAGCAGCCAAGAACGAUCGGGAUCAAUCACUCCAAUAGUUGACAAGGAGGCACGAUUUCGAAUGGAAACGAUGGAACGUCAGUUAGCAGGAUUAUCUACCUUGGUACAUUCUGCACUAGUAAGUAAAGGUAUGAGCGAAAGCAGUCAACGAGAUAUGCAUGAACUUCGCAAACAAAUCUUAGCGCUUCAUCCUGAUGUAGUAUCAGUAGCGUCAGAAAACAGUGUUCCAAGUAUGGAUGUUUCCUUACCGGAUUCUGUCUUACUGAAUAAUGAAACUCAGCAACAGUUAGUGAAAUUAAAACGAGCUGUUAGCGAAACGCAAAAUCAGCUUAAACAGAUGCGACGAACUGUACAAAUGAAUACACAGGCGUCACGUGAAGUGUUACGUGAUGCAUUUAAUCGGAUUGAGCGAUUUGUCACGGAUCACACUGGUGCUAAGCAAGAACGUUCGCUAAGCAGUGUAACGGAGGCUGUGAAAACUGAACAUAUCACUCAAAUCGCUAAUCUUCAAAAAUCAUUGCAAAUAUUUGAAGAAAAUGCAGAACAAGUUAGACGUUUAGUAUUAAAUACAAACCGAAAAUUACGAAUGAAUGAAGUGGAAUCAUUCACUCAAACGCUUACGAAAAUAGCUCGAAAUGCUGCAAAACUGAAAACACAGUUUCCAGCUGUGAGAAGCGAGUUGGAAAAAGAAAUCAAAGCGAAUAUGGAACGAAUAGUUUGCGAGGAGAAGUUCAUAAAAGAAGAAACAGCGCAAAUUGAUCAGUGCCUGAGAAGAUGCAAAACUUUGGCUAAUAUGAUGGUUACCAUGAAGAAGCUAGCAAUGGUUCAGGACCCAAGUUUGAACAGUUCCAAAUCUGAACGAAACAACCGUAAUUUGUUUACUGUAAGGGAAGAUGAUGCUAGAUGCAACAGUGGAAAAUUUGUAAGGAAUUAUCCUAUCAGUGGGAUUAACGAAGAUAGACGAGUUGAGAGAGCUGAACUUCACAAUGACCCACAACCACCACCUGUACCACCUGCACCUGUCAAUUAUGAAGGCACAUCAAAUAGUUCGAAGACUAGCUCGGAUGCAACUGUAUUAGAUUCGAUAUUAGAUGAACUGACAAAUACCGUGCAAAGAGACAAAAGAUCCAAGUCACGAUCACCAAGCUCAACUCGAUCUGAUUCGGUAAUUCGCAAUGGCCCACCAAAACCACCGGAACGUUACUCAACUUUAGACGUGCGAAGGCGAUUCACACCAUCUGAGAUGCAAGAAAUACAGCGUAGAGCUAUUGAAUGCAUAUCGCCUGAUUCUGGUCCUUUUUCUGAAAUUUCAGGAACUCGGCAAAUAGCAUCCGAACUUGAAGGAAGGCAGGAGAAAUUAAUUGAGAAGCAACGGCAAUUACAUAGCCAAUUUGAGCAGCUACAACAGAUGUGUACACCCUCAAACAUCCUUUAA
Molecule: messenger RNA, 2373 nt
Organism: Thelazia callipaeda (thelaziosis nematode)
Lineage: Eukaryota; Metazoa; Nematoda; Chromadorea; Rhabditida; Thelaziidae
Source: the annotation of a GenBank genome assembly